This is a messenger RNA of Haemonchus placei, 504 nucleotides long. Lineage: Eukaryota; Metazoa; Nematoda; Chromadorea; Rhabditida; Trichostrongylidae. The record is from the annotation of a GenBank genome assembly.
AUGACUGCUCGAUCUCGAGUAACAAUGCAUACUGGAAUAAACCGUGGAAAGAAGGACGUAUUGAAAAUAUCUAGCGUAGAAUUCAGGUGUUUUUGUCAGCAUGGACCCCGCGAAUGCGAGAAAAACGCUCUUCAAGCUUGUGUUAUGUCGUAUUUACCUGAUGUCGAUGAUCAUCUGGAGUUGAUAGGUUGCAUUCAAGGAGGUGCUGCAUUCAACGAUUCUGUGGCUUCAUGUAUCAGCAAUGAUGCAUUGAAAUCUCGCGCCACAAGCGACCAAAUAGCAAAGUGCGCUCAGUCCGAUUUGGGCCGUAGUCUUAUGUCUCAUCACGGGCGGAUUCAAAAUAGUAGGGCACCUGAAGUGACGUGGGUCCCUUGGAUUCUGAUCAACAGUGUUCGGGAAAAAGAAGCUGAACGGUCACUGCAGAAAGUGCUCUGUCAACGCUACUUCAAACCUCCUCCGCCCGAGUGCGCCGCGUUCGGUCCAAGUUCAUCAGAGCAGAUAUAA